UCCAGUUUCCAUUUGCUCUUCAGAGACAGAGACAGAGAGAGUAACAGAGACAGAGACAGACAGAGUGACAGUGACAGAGACAGAGACAGACGAUGGGGUUUGUGUGUGGGGUGUUUCUCCUGCUCACUCUGACUGCGCUGGCUCGGACUGAAGUAGUGAAUGAUUUCAAAGUGUGUAAAGAUUUCUUUUUGAAGGGGAAGGCUCCGACGGUGCUCCCUGAUCAGAAUCGUUACAAACGGAUCUGUCAGAAAUAUGGAAAAACUACCAAAACUUCCCAAUAUCACUUCGCAACUCUUUAUGACACAGAAAAUAAGAUUCCUGUGUACUCAGCAUAUAAAUAUGACAACAAGAUAUCCUGCGACAGGUGUGACAGAAAGGACGGUGCCUGGUAUAUUGAACCUCAACUAGAGGGUGACAACAAGGUUAAAGACAUGACCUUGCAAAGCAAGACGUCGGUAAGGAAGACAAGUUUGAAGCAAGCACUGAACAACGACUAUGAGAACAGCUCAUUCGACAGAGGUCACCUGUUGCCUUUUGCUCACGCGCAGGAAAGGUGCACCAAAGAGGCGUCUUUCACACUGACCAACGCCGUCCCCCAGGAUCCGUGUCUCAAUCGCAUCUGGUGGCUGCACAUGGAAAAUAAAGUUCUUAGGUAUUUAAGAGAAUGCAAAGAGGCCUAUGUGGUCACUGGAGCUGUGCCUAGCAAGAGCUCUGCGACAGGGAAUAAGAUAAUUGAGAUAGGCAAUAAGGUUAAUGUACCCGAGUAUCUGUGGACGGCUUUUUGCUGCAGACAUGCUAACAAGUGGGAAUCAAUGGCUCACUGGGCUCCGAAUGAACCCAGUGGCAAAAUCAAUGAAUUGACAUUGACUGAUCUUGAAAAGAAGCUGACACAAGAUUAUGGGCUAAGCAACAACUUCCUCAUAUUCGGUAACACUUGUCAAAAUCCCUUUCAAGGGAUCAGCACUGGGUCAAAAAGACGUUGCGUACCUACAGGCAAAUAA
Messenger RNA from Acipenser ruthenus (sterlet), 1001 nucleotides. RefSeq names its product endonuclease domain-containing 1 protein-like. The transcript is spliced from 2 exons. The record is from RefSeq and is a predicted model, not a curated record. The coding region runs from base 93 to 1001 and encodes 302 amino acids. Gene Ontology annotation, molecular function: nucleic acid binding; metal ion binding; hydrolase activity. Lineage: Eukaryota; Metazoa; Chordata; Actinopteri; Acipenseriformes; Acipenseridae.